CUGUAGAUUUAUGGCUUGAUUUGAAGCACAGGUAUUAUCAUGGAGACAGAUACUAGGUUGCUGAAUUAGAAGAAGAGUUGUAUGCUAUGAAACAAGGGAAUCUAAGCAUAACAAAUUAUUUCACCAAGUUGAAGGCUAUUUGGGAAGACAUUGACGGUUUCAAACCAGUUCCACAAUGCAAGGAAUGCUCUGAAAAAUGUGACUGUGGCUUAGGAACUAUGAGAGAUUAUCGAGAUGAAACUUAUGCAGUGAGAUUUUUAAGAGGAUUGAAUAAGCAGUAUGGGACUGUGAGAUCCCAAAUCAUGCUGAUGAAGCCUCUUCCAGACAUCAAUGAAAUUUUUUCUCUACUUAUUCAGCAAGAGAGACAGUUUAAUGGAUCAGAUUUGGAGACUCAAAACUUUACAGCUUUGGCCAAUUCAAUUCAUAAUUUCAACAAUAAUUCAAGCAGUGUUUCCAGAGGAAGAGGACGAGGAAUCCGUGGAGGUAGAGGUGGAAGAGGAGGAAGAAAUUCAGCACCUAAGACCUGUUCUUAUUGUCACAAGGCAGGGCAUCUUGUGGAUACUUGUUACCACAAACAUGGAUUUCCACCUCAUCUACAGAGGCAGAAAUGGCCACGAGAGACUAGCAAUGGAGCUAUGGCCAAUAAUAUUGUUGCUGGAAUUGAAGGGAGCAGUACCAACAAUGUCAAGCAGGACAAGGAAGCUGAUGGUCAAUCCCAAUUCAAUCAGAGUUUGAGAGAUGCACUGCUUACCUUUCUUCGGCAGGAGUGUGCACAGUCUUCUCAAGGAACAAGUGUGAGAGAUGUCGAUCAAUCAAAUGCAGGAAAUGGAGAAUCGGACCUCUUUGAAGAUGAUUGGCACAGCUAGAGCAAAGCAUGGAUUAUACAUGAUGAAUUUUCCCGCAUUAGAGUUAGCACACAGGGACAACAUGGAAAAUACAACAUACAAUAGGAGUACUAGGAUUCUAGAUCCGCAAAAUCAUAGUGACAAGAUUUUACUUUCUUCUAAUCUUAGGACAGCAAAUUCGGUUACACAAACUUCAUGUUUUUCUGUUGAGAAUUUAUGGCAUUUUAGAUUGGGUCAUGUACCACAAAACAAAUUUGAUAUUAUCAAACAAAUAUAUCCUUGUGUGCAAUUUCCUAUAUCUACUUGCUCUAAACCAUGUGAUUUUUGCCAUUAUGCCAAGCAAAAACGGUUACCAUAUACCCUUAGUGAAACAACAAGUUUAAACAGUUUUGAUUUAAUACAUAUUGAUAUCUGGGGGCCAAUGUCACUUAUUUCUCUACAAGGUUAUAAAUAUUUUU
Arachis duranensis is the source of this 1303-nucleotide messenger RNA. RefSeq lists its product as uncharacterized. Bases 87 to 866 code for a protein of 259 amino acids. Lineage: Eukaryota; Viridiplantae; Streptophyta; Magnoliopsida; Fabales; Fabaceae. The transcript is spliced from 2 exons. The record is from RefSeq and is a predicted model, not a curated record.